AUGCCGCGGGCGCCAGUGGUCGGAUGCCAUGGGCCGCCCCUGGGCCAUGCCGUGGGCGCCAUGGCCGCCCGUGGCAAGGAGCCGCGGCGGGGCAGCACUCCAGAGACGGGGCGCGAUCCUCUGGUGCCGCUAGCGAUGUGGGCCCACAGUGGAAAGGAGAGGCUGGUGAAAGGGACGCUCCGGUGGGAGCUCAACUUCCUGGGCGAGGAGACGGCAGGUGCCUCGGCGACCCGUGCAGAGUGCCUCGAAGCUGCCCCGCACUGCACGACGCGGAGUCGACAGAUGGAGUCGCUUUACUACCUCUCGUGGAGCUCUCGUGGCAAGUGCUGCUGCCAUUGCAAUGCUGCGGAGCGCUCCCGGGCAUCGAGCCCUGCGGCGCCCUCGGCCCGGCGGGGGGCGCGGGCGAGCUGGCCGGGCUGCCCGCCCGGGGCGCGGCCUGCGCCGCGCUCUUGCGCGGCGCGCCGCUGGCGUGCUCCCUGCGCAUCCCUUCCAGAGCAUGGGGCAGGAGCAGCCAGUAUGGCCCCUGA
Messenger RNA from Prorocentrum cordatum, 527 nucleotides. The record is from the annotation of a GenBank genome assembly. Lineage: Eukaryota; Dinophyceae; Prorocentrales; Prorocentraceae.